Molecule: messenger RNA, 9574 nt
Organism: Anarrhichthys ocellatus (wolf-eel)
Lineage: Eukaryota; Metazoa; Chordata; Actinopteri; Perciformes; Anarhichadidae
Gene: plcl1
Product: phospholipase C like 1
Exons: 12
Coding region: 781-4266 (1161 amino acids)
Biological process (GO): phosphatidylinositol metabolic process; phosphatidylinositol-mediated signaling; gamma-aminobutyric acid signaling pathway
Molecular function (GO): phosphatidylinositol-4,5-bisphosphate phospholipase C activity
Source: RefSeq, a predicted model, not a curated record
GUCAAUUGUUUUCCCUAUUCUCGUCAAAAGUCGCCUGUUGUUGCUGUUUGAGUACAACCCAAGACGACCACAGGAGCCGCGUUCAGUCAGGGCAACGCGCUCCACGCUGACAGACGAACGGAUCUUCUCUCCGCGUGACGCCAAACCGCAGCGCAAGUUCGCUCUUUUUUUCUUGCACUUUGGCAUCGAUGUGUUUUGGGGGAGAAGAGGAGCAGGGUUUCGGGUAUAGCCUUGUAGCCAACGCUGGAUUGUUUUGAAACACUUCUGUUAUCCCCAUCAGCAGCAUUACUCGUUUCUCUUCACGCACUGAAGGUUUACGCGUUUUUUAUGCACAAGCUGUGGCUUCACCGCCUCGAGGACAGCAAGCAAGACGGGGCACGGUGAAGACUUGUUGCGCGCAUCCGGGGAGCGCACAAGUCCAGUUUUUCAUCCAAGUCUACUGUAAACCUGCGCGUGAUGCUCUGAUUUCAGCGGCGAGUCAUUGAGUGGAGCGGAGAAUGGACCGUGGAGAUCAGCUCACACCAACAGCCUGAAGUCAGCACGGCUCGGUGCUCCGUGACUAUGAGAAUCUGUUCAUAAUUAAUGAAAUUGAGGCGAUUAGUUUCCUUCGGUCUGUCCGAGCUGCUGCUGAGCGGCGGAUGCUUUAGAGAAAAACAAACCUUUCUGCUUUAAAUGGCAUCCACGCGCAGCAGAGUCAAACUUUAUUCGGGUCAGAUCCGACGACUUCAUUAAUUUCCGUCUCCCGGUGUUUCUUAAUCGAGUCCUCCGCUUCUCAUCGUAAUGUCUGAGCGUGAUGGGAAUGGAGACGGGUUGUGCGGCGACGGAGCGCCGGACUUCAUCCCGCCGAGAGCGUCCCGCGGCCGGCGGAGCGGCGUCAUCCUCCCCGGUGGCGGCCAGGACACCGAUGCCAUCCUCCUGGAUUCGGUGAAGGCAGCACCUCGCCGGAGCAGCAUCAUUAAGGAUCCCUCGGUGCAGAAGGUUAGCGGAGGAAGGAAGAAGACUGUGUCCUUCAGUAGCAUGCCCUCUGAGAAGAAGGUGAGCAGUGCUGCAGACUGCUUGGCGUUCAUGCAGGGCGGCUGUGAACUGAAGAAGAUCCGGCCCAACUCCAGGGUCUACUGUCGUUUCUACACGCUGGACACCGACCUCAGCUGCGUGCGCUGGGAGCCGUCCAAGAAGGACAUCGACCGGGCUCGGCUGGACGUCCUCAGCAUCCGAGAGGUUCGCACCGGGAAGAGCACCGAGACGUUCCUCCAUAACGGUCCUCUCUCCGAGCACCUGGCUGAGGAAGCGGCCUUCUCAGUCAUCCAUGGAGAUGAUUACCAGUCUCUGGACUUGGUUGCGUUGUCGGCAGAUGUGGCCAACAUCUGGGUGACGGGCCUUCGCUACCUGUUGGCCCACCCGUCGGUCAUCGGGGGUGCCGGGGGAGGCGUCGGAGGAGGAGUAGGGGGGCUGGGCGAAGGAUGGGGCGUGCGGGCGGACGGCAGCCCGGGAGGGAAGAUGAGGAGUGAGUGGCUGGCGGCGGAGUUCGCCCAGGUGGAUGAAGACGGCUACGGCAUCGUGUCAGAAGACGUGGCCGUCGCCACCAUCUGUAAACUCUGUCCCGGCAUCAAGGAAGCCAAGGUGCGUCUGCGUUUUAAGGAGAUCCAGCGCAGCAAGGAGAAGCUCACCUCCCACGUGAUGCGCGAGGAGUUCCACGAGGCCUUCUGCGAGCUCUGCACGCGCCCGGACGUCUACUUCCUGUUGGUGCAGCUGUCGAAGGACCGGGAGUGUCUGGACCCUCAGGACCUCCGACUCUUCUUGGAGACGGAGCAGGGUCUGUCUCUGGCGACCACGGAGGGCUGCUGGGAGCUCCUGCGGCGCUGCGAGCCAUCGGCCCAGGGUAAGGAGAGGGGGCUGCUGGGUCUGGACGGAUUCGCCCGCUACCUGCAGUCUCCGGAGUGCCAGCUGCUCGACCCGGAGCACCUGGGGGUUUGUCAGGACAUGAACAUGCCGCUGUCCCACUACUACAUCAGCACCUCGUACCGCUCCUACCUGCUGGAUGACCAGGUCCACGGCAGGGCAGACCUCGGAGGGUUGAUCAAGGCCCUGCAGUCCGGCUGUCGAUGCGUGGAGCUCGGAGUGACCGACGGCCCGGAGGGGGAGCCUCUCCUCGGGGUGGACUAUGGGCCAGAUAUCCCCCGCCACCAUCAUCACCACCACCAUCACCACCAUCACGCGCCUGUCACUCUCCGCUCCGCUCUGGAGGUGGUCAACAAGUACGCCUUUCUGACCUCUCAGUACCCGCUCUUGUUGUACUUGUGCCAGCGUUGUUCCCCCGGCCAGCAGCGCACCAUGGCACAGCACUUAAAGAAAGUGUUCGGCUCCCUUCUUUACAAGCCGGAGGCCCUCCCCGUCAGCCUGGGGGGGCGAGCCUCGACCUUGCCCUCCCCCGAGCAGCUAAAGGGACGCAUCCUGAUCGUAGGGAAGAAGCUCCUUCCGGAGCAGGACGGCUCCGAUGGGGAGGUGUCGGAGGAGGAUGAGGAGAUCGGAGGAGGGGGGCCCCUCGCGGGGAGGCGAAUGACCAUCCCUGGUGAGGAAGAACUGGGCGUGGUCUUAGUGGUGCCUCCGCCCUCUCAACCCAGGAAGCUGCGCCUCCACAAGGAGCUGUCGGACCUGGUGGCGAUCGCUCGCACGGGCAGCCGCAGCUUCUACGCCCAGAGAGCCAGUCACAAACAGGCCCAGCAGCAGUCGCCGCCCAGCAGUCCCACCUCCCCCAGCACGCCGCUGCCUUCUGAGCCGCCUUAUUGGACGCUGUGCUCCCUGGGCGAGGGAGAGGGCGGGCGCCUAACCACGGAGAGCCCGGAGGACCUUGUUAUGUUCACCAAGCGCACCCUAACGAGGGUACGACCCAGUUCGGUGCGUCUGGACUCCAGUAACCCCAACCCACAGGGGUACUGGAAAGGAGGGGUCCAGCUCGUGGCCUUGAACCAGCAGACCCCCGGCGCCAUGCUGGACCUUCACAGGGGUCGCUUCUCACAGAACGGAGGGUGCGGUUAUGUCCUCCGACCGUCCGUGAUGAGGGACGAGGUGUCGUACUUCAGUGCUCAUACGCAGGGCUGUGUGCCAGGAGUGCCAGCUCAAACGCUACGGAUUAAGGUGAUCAGUGCCCACAACCUGCCCAAGCCUCAGGGAUCAGGGGCAAAGGGAGAGGUCAUUGACCCUUAUGUGGUCCUGGAGCUGCACGGCGUACCAGCUGACUGUGCCGAACAGCGGACACGCACCGCUGCUCAGAACCAGGAUGACCCGCUGUUUGAUGAGACCUUCGAGUUCCAGGUGAACAUGCCGGAGCUGGCCUUGCUGCGCUUCGUGGUGUUAGACGACGACUACAUCGGAGACGACUUCAUCGGCCAGUACAGCAUGGCCUUCGAGUGCCUUCAGCCCGGCUACCGCAAUGUGCCCCUGCUGGGCAUGGCGGGAGACCCCUUACCCCACACCAGCCUGUUUGUCCACGUGGCGAUAACCAACCGGCCGGGAGGCGGGAAGGCCCAGCGGCGAGGUCUGUCGGUGAGGAGGGUGGGGAGGCGAGGCCGGGAGUAUGUCACGCUCAGGCACACCGGCAUCAAGGUGGUGGACGAGACUUUCAAACCGGCUGGUGCCCCCCUCAAAGAGGCCACGGACCUGCGGGAGGACGCUCAGAGCGCCACGGCCAGCUUCAAAGAGCAGUGUGGGCUCCCCACGGUGGCCAAACUCAAGCAGUGCAUCCAGAGCCUGACCACGAGGCUGCAGAGCCCCGAGGGCACCAUGGGGGCCACCAUGGUGCUGAAGGAGGGCUACCCGUGUCUGGAGCCACUGGUCAACCUCGCUGAGCCGACGCGCAAACUGCUCGCUGCCUACGACGCGAUGAUUGUCGCCCAGAAGCAGCUGAUUGAGAACGCCGAUGCCGUUCAGGAGCGGGUCGCCCAGGUGCAGAGAGAAGGAAUGGACUUCCACGAGGAUCUCUCCCGGCUCGGGGAGAAGGAGGGACUGAAGGGACGCAAGCAGAGCAAAGCAGUGGAGAGUUUCACCUGGAACAUCACUGUGCUCAAGGGUCAGAGCGAUCUGUUACGGGGAGCUAAGAUGGAGUCCCUGGAUGCACUGAGGCAACUGGCUCUGGCCUGUGAAGCCUGUGGACUCACCUCCUCCUCCUCCAACUCCUCGUCCUCCACCUUCUCCACCGCCGAGCUGCACUACUCCUCCCACCCUCUGUCUGGCCGCCGAAGCAGCACACACGGCAACGGACGCAUCUGAAGAGAAGGGAGUGGACAGAGUGCAUGCAGGGGGAUAACAGAGAUGAGGAGAUAUGAGAGCGAGAAAGAGAGGAAGGGGAAAAAGUGUGGGUAAAAAAAAGCACCACGGGACACUUUCUCCCUGGCAGCGUAUCCCUUUAGACAGUGAAGUAUGUGUCUAGACUAGACCAGACCAGAGCAGUAUAUCUGUUAAAGCCUUACGGGGAGUCAAUUUGUCACUGAAGGUCCAGCCUGCAGAGAGGCUAUUCAUGAAUGUCGUAACUCCACCGUGGAAAAAGAUUGAACUUUUAACGACUCCUCCUUAUUUUUCUGUGAGAAAACGUGCAAUUCCACGUUGUUACUCUGCAGGUUCUUCCUCAUUAGAGAGGAAAUAAUAGACACCAGAAUAAUUUGUGACAACGGGGCUGUAGUGGAGCUGAUGUUUAUGGUCCUGUUGGUGUUCAGAGGUAGAAUGCAGAAUGGAGGAGAUGUAAAGCUAUUCUCCGCCUCAGCGUUUCAGCUGGUCCCCUGGGAAGGCAACAAGACUACCUGUGUGUGUGUGUGUUUACAUGUUGACAGUGUUGCAAUUAGUGGAAGGUGCUAUAAGACAUUGACAGACAGGAUGUGACCCACAAAAGAAACCAUAUGGAAUAUACAGUAACUGAUUCUAGUAGCCUGGAUUUUUAGUGUAGGUUAAUACUACUUUUUAAAAAGGUUUUAUGGUACUCUAUGUUUGGUUUUUAUAUGUAACUGCAAUUGAACAUGUGCAGUAUCUAGAUGUAAAAAAACAACAACACCACAAAGCUUUUAGUCAAAUUAGGAUGAUGUCACAUAAAGUAGGUCUCAGUAUCCUGUAUGGAUUACUGAACUGGCCUACCGGGUACAGGCACAGGGGCCCAAAGUGUCAGGGCCCACCCUGGCCUUCACCUACAAAAUGUAACUCAACGAGACAUGUGCCAACCGGGUAGAGACGCAAAAUGACCGCAAAGACGCACAAAACAACGACAAAGAGACCGGAACAAGUACAAACAGAUGCAAAGACGCACAAAGAGACUCACAACUACGAUGAAAAGGGGCAAAACAACCACAAUGAGGCACAGAAAUGACCCUAAAGACAACAAAACAACUACUAAGACAUGCAAAUAGAUGACCAAGAGACUCUCAGUGACUUUGAAAGUGGGCUUAACAACCAUAAAGAGACACAAAACAACCACAAAGAUACAAACACCUACUACAAAAAGGCUGUGCCCAUUGUCUCAUCAUCCGCCCGUGAUUGAUAUCAAGAUGAAACCUUUUCCUGUAUUUGAUCAGCUGCACUCUUCUGACUUCAAACUUUUCAAAAGAACAUGGCAACUGUUCUGGUGACGUCAAAUUCCUCCAAAGCUAUCGGACAAAGUGAGACUCUCAAUGAAUGUCAGCCGAGAAGCCGAGCUUAUCUAAAGUAUCGACGGUUAUUAAUGAGGUUUGGGAGUUCGGAGAGGUGGAAAGUCUCACUCAUCUAAACAUUUGCUGAUUUAUCUAAUUGACUGCGUCAGUUCUUUGCAGACUUGAACCUCUUAGCAAGAGCUGAGCUGUGGAGCUCUUGUCCAGUCUGUUUAAAGGCCUAUAAUAAUAAUAAUUACUUUAUUUAUAUAGCGCCUUUAAAAACAGAGUUUACAAAGUGCUUUGACGGACAAAGCAAGGCAAUAAAACAACAGGAAGCUCAACAGUGAGGCCCAACAAAAGCUAGACCACCUAAGGUACAAAUCUAAACCACAAGGGCCCCGAGAUCAGUUGAUGCAUGCAAAGCACCCAUCAGAGGUGCAUUCUUAUUUAACAGAAUCUGAGGUUUAAUAAACUCUGCAGCACUCAAACAUUUCCUAAUCCAACCGCUAUCUUCAUGUAUGGUGUGAAAUAACCAGCAGCGGAACGCACACACGGGCUCUUGUUAUCUUCGCCCGACGGCCUUUCAAACCCGUCGCGCUCAGUCAGGAGAGGGGACGGCUGAAGCACGAGGAGAGCAGGUGUGGUGGAGACGAGACGCGGUAAUUGGAGAAGUUGUGGUUGCGUGUUGAUACUGUAGUACUACAUGUGUACAUGUGUGGAUCGCAUAACCUCCUCGCUAUACCGACAUGUGAGGUAAUGGACGCUCAGAGUCUGUGCGUGUGCGUGUGUGUGUGUGUGUGUGUGUGUAGAACAGAUUCCUGCAGCAUUGGUGUAUGUGUGGUGAUACACUGUAUCGAUGUAGCAAUAAUUCUAACUAAGUUACAAGAAAGUCAAGGAGGCGGUGUAACUCGAUGCUUACUGACUGGAGGAUUGACGACAAUAUAACUAACUGUAUAGCUCAGUGAUGCUUAUAAAUGUGUCCAGCAGGUGCUACUGAUUAUGGCUCAUAGUUGUGCUUACCUGCCAGUGACGGCGUUCCUCUUGGCCUUUUGAGUGUAACUGCGUGUUUCUUAAUUAAUGCAGGAAAACACCUGUUCUUUUAACUCAGCGUUUGUACUCACAUUCUUGUAUUCUUGUGAUGCUGCGUUUGAACCGAACUUGACAAAAGUGAUAAACACACACACACACACGGGACCAAGUCUAACAGAUUAUAAUCUAUUCUCUAGGGAACAGAAUUGAUCUCCACUGUUGGUGAUUUUCAGGCUUUAUAAUGAGUUGAAGGAUUUUAAUGCAGCUUUAAAAAAGCCUUUUUUUUUUUUUUUUUUUUUCUUGGUUCCCAAUAAUUUAAAUGUUGAUUGUAUUAAAAAAAUAGUAGGGCAGGUGUAUUUAAAACAAUUUUAUUAAAAAGUACUCACAAUUGAACAAAGCAGGCGUGAGUGAACUUUAGAACAGAAGACACGGUGAAUGUUUUAUUCUGCCCUUUUGAGGGAGGCAGGAAGGCGGACCGACGGGAGACGAGGAUCACAGCUAAACAUCGUAACAGCUCACCAGCCGAUCGACCCCAGCUGGUGGCAUUUAGCAGUAGACAGGAUGUAAUGAGAAACAUGGGCGCGACACUGAGGCUCACCUACCCCUCUCUAAGUGCUUGUGCAGGACUACUGUGUGCUCUGAAUGGCCUCCUGUAUUUUUGUGCACUGUGUUGGCUGCCUUUCAUUUAUCUACACAUUCCUUUCCUUUAAAAAGAACCCAUACUAUUAACCUCUUUCAUACCUCCACUCUCCUCCAUCCAGGAGUGACAGAGCUGACGUACUGAGUCACAGCCACAGGAGGAGGUCGACCUAAUAACAUUUCCAUGUGAGAGAAGCUUCUAAAAGUAGACAACAUGUAGUGAAGAGAGAGCAAAGGUUGAAGGAUAGAAGAAGAAGAAGAAGAAGAAGAGGCUGAUGUUGACAGCACCUGUUGUUUUGGUCUAUUUAUAACGUUCUGACUCACUUGGAGACCUCGGGAUGUGUGCCUAUGCUGGUGUGCGUUCGUCUGUCAUCAUACCACGGUGCCCUAAUUCCUGGCCUGAUGGUGCAAACAGGUUCUCCCACAUACACACAGUCAUUGCCAAACCGUUUCCAUGUUUCCUGUUAAAUGCACCGAAGCAGACGGCGGCUUCAGGGGCCCGUUGCCCCCUGAGAGGCACGUUUUAAGUGGAUGUAAACCACAAUUUUCACAGGGACCUCUCUCUGAGAUCUGCUUACCUGUAAGGUGGAUCGCUCUGCAUCAAUGAUGCAUCAGCUCCUGUAAAACAAACCGCAGUAUUAGCUUUCUGUGUUCCGGGUUUACAUGCCUGCUGACAUGGAGGAACACAAGUGGGUCAGAGAGCGAACAGGCGACGGGGUUUAACUUCUUGUAGGUGAACGUAAGCGGUCGGGUUUCAGUAAUUCGCUCUCUUCUUAGGUUAAACCUCAUUCUCAGAAUAAUGAAUUCGGUACAAACUGUGUUUACAAAGCAGCUAUGGUAGACAUCGACGACUGUGCUGCUGCAUAAAAAGAAACAUUUAAUAACUGAGGAAAACGGCAGCUUGUUAUUUUAAUUGAGACCUUUGCAGUGUGUCAACGCUUGAGCCACUAAUUUGUCGCUCUAAAAGGAACAUACCUGUGUUUCCGCAUGAUUUAACCGAUUUAUUCUAAAUCAUUUAAUACACAUACUGUUCCAUUUGAAAAAUAUAGACAUUGAAUGUGUUUUUACACCAUCCAGGUGGUUACAGUUAAUGUCAUUAGAGUCGGCGUGCAGAGACUCGCUUAAAGCAAAUCCAUGUCAGCAAACAUCAAGCCUGUGUUUUUAUGUGCUAAAACAUCAUAUCGUGGUGAUGCAAAUGAAGGCAAUGUUGUGAUAUGCACAGCCUUGUAUGUGAAAGAAGCUACCGAACUGAUAAGAUCUGUCCCACAAGCUACAUUUUUGCGCAUCAUUUGUUGGCUGGGCCUGAAUUUUUCACAUUAAUCCAUCUUUUGUUGCAUUAGCACACAAGGUUAAUGUCGCUUUCAUUGAUAUAAAACGGAGCGUGAUGUUCACCUGUCUGGAGCAAAUUUUAAAAUCCCUGAAGGUUGCAAAGUUCUGGAAAAUAGUCAGUAAGCCAAGCAUAUACAUGAUUUGCAGAAACACUAGUAUGAUCCUUUAAACCUUGGUACGAAGCAUUUUCAUAUCCUCUCCAUGCCUGUUUCGCACAUCUGCUUCAUACGUCACUUACCUGAUAUGUUUACCUCUGCGGUCAUCCACUCACUACAGUGCUUUACUAUGAUGUUCAGUAUUGUAUUUUGUUUGUGACCCUGAUCCCUGAAGUGUGGGCUUCUUUACUUCCCUUUAUACCUUUUAAAACGGGAACAGAUCUGCGUGAAGCUCUGUCUCUGAGGUACAGUGCUUAAAGUUAAAGGACGGGAGCUGUGGACGGACCCAUGCUUAGGGAGCAGGGGGCGUUGUAUCUCUGUUACCCGCGUGUUACCGGCUCUCUCUGUGCUCUUCAGUGUGUGACGCUAUACCUAUCUUUGCAGACCAGUGGUCAAAUAGUGCUUAACAUUCAUUUGAAUAAUUGAACGAGCUGUUUAUACCUGCCAUAGUGAUGUGGACAAAGUUGUGUGAAACACUUGGAAUAUGUGUAAAAGGUAUCUUAGGUUCUGUAUUACCCCGUGGCGUCUGCAGUUUCUGUGCUGGCCCGUGUCUACGCAGCUGACCUUUAAUCCAGUGUUGUUCCCUGUUCUUACAGUCACUGUAUGUUUUUUGUAAGAUAGAGGUAAAAAAAAAAAAAAGACCAAUAGAAGAAUAUUUAUUAAAGUGUGUUUUAAGAAACAUAAAUAAAUAUAAUUAAUUAAAUGGACCUUGCUUUUAUUUUGAAAAGCUACUGUGUUUUCUAUCUGACAAGUAAUCUAAUAUAACACGAGUAUGUAUCCCAGACUUAAUAAAGUGAUCUUUUCCUGACCAAA